Molecule: messenger RNA, 533 nt
Organism: Harmonia axyridis
Lineage: Eukaryota; Metazoa; Arthropoda; Insecta; Coleoptera; Coccinellidae
Product: 40S ribosomal protein S15Aa
Exons: 3
Coding region: 109-501 (130 amino acids)
Biological process (GO): translation
Cellular component (GO): ribosome; cytosolic small ribosomal subunit
Molecular function (GO): structural constituent of ribosome
Source: RefSeq, a predicted model, not a curated record
UUUUGACACAUGUCAGAUACUUUCUGUGACAUUCAUUCAUAAGUUCUUUUCGUAACCUAGCUUACUGGAGUAUAAUUGUGUUGGAGGUUAUACAAGAUAUAAUUCAGGAUGGUGCGUAUGAACGUGUUGAGCGAUGCGCUCAAAUCUAUCAACAAUGCUGAAAAGCGUGGUAAAAGACAAGUUCUGAUCAGGCCAUGCUCCAAAGUCAUCAUUAGGUUCUUGACUGUAAUGAUGAAGAAGGGUUACAUUGGUGAAUUCGAAAUUGUAGAUGAUCACAGAAGUGGCAAAAUCAUCGUCAAUUUAACCGGUAGAUUAAACAAAUGCGGAGUUAUCUCGCCUAGAUUCGAUGUCCCAAUUACACAAAUUGAAAAAUGGACCAACAAUCUUUUACCCUCAAGACAGUUUGGAUAUGUUGUAUUGACUACUAGCGGUGGCAUCAUGGACCACGAAGAGGCUAGAAGGAAACAUCUUGGAGGCAAAAUUCUUGGUUUCUUCUUUUAGUAAUUUGUAUCAAAUAAAUAUAUAAAACUAAA